Messenger RNA from Aspergillus terreus NIH2624, 1350 nucleotides. Its product is annotated as putative aminotransferase family protein (LolT). The record is from RefSeq and is a predicted model, not a curated record. NCBI's taxonomy places the organism in Eukaryota, Fungi, Ascomycota, Eurotiomycetes, Eurotiales, Aspergillaceae. The transcript has 3 exons. The coding region runs from base 1 to 1350 and encodes 449 amino acids.
AUGUCAGCUCAAACCCCCUUCGGAGCCCCCAUGAGGAAACAUUUCCUCGUGGAUCCUGGGUUCUUGAAUCUCAACCAUGGCUCCUUUGGAACACACCCAGAAGCGGUUCGAACUGUUCUGCGCCAGUACCAAGAUGAGAUUGAAGCCCGCCCAGACCCAUUCAUUCGGUAUCGCACACCAGAACUGCUUGAUGCAUCCCGCGCAGCCGUCGCAAAGAUGCUCAAUGUCUCCCGCAAAGAGUGUGUGUUCGUCAAGAACGCCACUACUGGGGUGAACACUAUCCUCCGGAACAUUCCCUUCCAGCCGGGCGAUGUUAUAGUCUACUUUGACACCGUUUACGGCGCUGUUGAAAAGGGAAUUAUCUCCCUCAUGGAGUCGACGCCCCUCCAGGCCCGGAAGGUUGAGUAUGAGUGCCCCAUAAGCCAUGAUGACCUGGUAUCGCGGUUCCAGGAUGUUGUGCGCGCGACAAGGGCCGAGGGAUUGAAUGUGAAAAUUGCACUGUUCGACGUGAUCACCAGCAUGCCGGCAAUGCGAUUUCCGUUUGAACGACUGACUGAGAUAUGCCGGGAAGAAGGCAUCCUCAGUCUCAUUGACGGUGCUCAUGGGGUUGGCCAAAUCCCUCUGGAUCUUGGGAAACUGCAGCCUGAUUUCUUUGCCAGCAACUGCCACAAGUGGCUUUUUGUCCCUCGAAGCUGUUGCGUCCUCUACGUCGCCAAACGCAGCCAACAUCUUAUCCGGACUACUAUCCCCACGUCCUGGGGGUUCAUCCCUCCUCCGGAUGCCCCCGAGACUGCUCCGUCGGUGAUUAAAGACGAGGACCCAACCAAAACUGCAUUCGAGAGCCUAUUUGAAUUCGUCGCCACAAAUGACGAUACGCCGUAUUUCUGUGUCCCAGCGGCAUUGAAGUUUCGCAACGAAGUCUGCGGUGGGGAAGACCGUAUCUAUACUUACCUGGAAACUUUGGCGAAUGAGGCGGGAGACGUCGUGGCUGGUAUCCUAGGGACAGAUGUCUUGCAGGAACCCAACCUGGCACCAGGGACACAAAGCCAACUUCGACGAUGCGCCAUGUCCACUGUCCGGCUGCCUAUUGCUGUUGGACAAUCGGAAACGAGCGAGAAGGCCUGUGCCGUGGUGCAGGAAGACCAAGUUGGCUCGGUAGUGAGCUGGUUCCAGACUACUCUCACCAACAAGUAUAGCACGUUCGUGCCGGUCUUUGCGCAUGGAGGCUGGAUGUGGACGAGACUUAGUGCACAAGUGUACCUGGACAGGCAGGAUUUUGAGUGGCUUGCUGGGGUUUUGAAGGACAUGUGCGGUGAUAUUAAGGAAACGGGGCUGGUGAUAAGCAAUUGA